AUGGCCCCCACUUAUCUCCCCAACUUCCUCCAGGAGGACAGGCCCUGCCGCUCCCUUCGUCAUCCUCAGCUGGUCUUCACCGUCCCGACCUCCCGCCUCAGCACCUGUUUACUCUUUUUUUCUCAUUUAGGACCUGCUGCUUUCGAGUGCCAACAUAAAAUCAAGUUUAAUUUGAAGAAUAAGUUCUGGUGUGUGUUUGAGGGAAUCCCUAAAGCAGGUCAUUCAACACCUCUGAAUGAGUUUUACACAGAGAUCUUCAUCACAGAGAGAGGAAGUGGAGACGUCAACAAGGAACAUGAGGUCAGACUGAUUGAAACCGCUUCCAGGAAACCAGUCAAGAAGGAAACACCAAUCAAAUGUGAAGACAUCUUUAAACCCUUACCUGGAAAAGAUAAACCAAUCAGGACAAUAAUGACAACUGGAGUGGCCGGUAUUGGUAAAACCAUCUUAACACGCAAGUUCAUUCUGGACUGGGCUGCAGAAAAAGCCAACCACGACAUACACUUUAUAUUUCUCCUCCCUUUCAGAGAGCUGAAUUUACUGAAAGGGGAUCACUUUAGCUUGGUGGAACUGCUUCAUCACUUCUUUAUUGAGACCAAAGAAGCAGGAAUCUGCAGAUACGACCGGUUCCAAGUUGUCUUCAUCUUGGAUGGACUGGAUGAGUGUCGACUUCCUCUGGACUUCCAGAACAACAAGAUAUGGAAUGAUGUCACAAAGUCCACCUCGGUGGACAUGCUGCUGACAAACCUCAUCAGGGGCCACCUGCUUCCCUCUGCUUGCAUCUGGAUAACCACACGCCCUGCGGCAGCCAAUAAGAUCCCUGCUCAUUGUGUUGACGUGGUGACAGAGGUCAGAGGGUUCACCGACCAACAGAAGGAGGAGUACUUCAGGAAGAGAUUCAAAGAUGAGACGCUGGCCAGCAAAAUCAUCUCCCACGUCAAGAAAUCACAGAGCCUCCACAUCAUGUGUCACAUCCCAGUCUUCUGUUGGGUCUCUGCUACAGUUCUGGAGGACUGCUUCAAAACAUCCCAGAUAGGAGAAGAGACGCCCAAGACCGUGACUCAGAUGUACAGCCACUUCCUGAGGGUUCAGUCCAUACAGGGGGACAGGAAGUAUCGUUGGUUAGAAGAAACAGAUACACACUGGACUUCACAGAGCAGAGAGAUCAUUGUUUCUCUGGGAAAACUGGCUUUUAACCAGCUGGAGAGUGGCAACUUGAUCUUCUACGAGGCAGACCUGGUAGAGUGUAAAACAUAUUUUGAAGAAGCCUCAGUGUACUCAGGAAUGAUCACCCAGAUCUUUAAAGAGGAGUGUGGGCUGUACCAGGACAAGGUGUUCUGCUUUGUCCAUCUGAGCCUCCAGGAGUUUCUGGCUGCCCUUUAUGUCUUUUGGUCCUUCAUCCACGAUGGUGUCAAUCGGCUCUCGAAACCACCAACCUCCAGUGAGGAUGAACUCCUCCUCUACCAGAGUGCUGUGGACAAGGCCUUACAGAGUGAGAACGGACACCUGGACUUGUUCCUCCGCUUCCUCCUGGGCCUCUCUCUGGAGACCAAUCAGAUUAUCCUACAAGGUCUGCUGGGGAAGACAAUAAGUAGCUCACAGACUAACAAGGGAACAGUGUCUUACAUCAAGGAUAAAUUAGGUGGUAAUUUCUCUCCAGAGAGAAGCAUCAAUCUGUUCCACUGUCUGAAUGAGCUGAACGACCGUUCUCUAGUGGAGGAGAUCCAACAGUCCCUGACAUCAGGAAGUCUAUUCAGAACGCAUGUCUCUCCUGCUCAGUGGUCAGCUCUGGUCUUCAUCUUACUGACAUCAGAAGAGGAGCUGGACGUGUUUGACCUGAAGAAAUACAAAGCUUCAGAGGAGGUUCUUCUGAGCCUGCUGCCAGUGCUCAAAGCCUCCAAAACAUCUCUGCUGAAUGGCUGUCAUCUGUCAGAGAGAUGCUGUGAAGCUCUGGCCUCAGUUCUCAGCUCCAGCUCUAGUCUGAGAGAGCUGGACCUGAGUACCAAUGAUCUGCAGGAUUCAGGAGUGAAGCUGCUCUCUGCUGGACUGGGGAGUCCACACUGUACAGUGGAAACUCUCAGGAUGAAUGGCUGUCAUCUGUCAGAGAGAUGCUGUGAAGCUUUGGCCUCAGUUCUCAGCUCCAACUCCUCUAGUCUGAGAGAGCUGGACCUGAGUACCAAUGAUCUACAGGAUUCAGGAGUGAAGCUGCUCUCUGCUGGACUGGGGAGUCCACACUGUACACUGGAAACUCUCAGGAUGAAUGGCUGUCAUCUGUCAGAGAGAUGCUGUGAAGCUCUGGCCUCAGUUUUUAGCUCCAACUCCUCUAGUCUGAGAGAGCUGGACCUGAGUACCAAUGAUCUGCAGGAUUCAGGAGUGAAGCUGCUCUCUGCUGGACUGGGGAGUCCACACUGUACACUGGAAACUCUCAGCUUGUCUGGCUGCCUGGUCACACAGGAAGGCUGUGCUUCUCUGGCCUCUGCUCUGAGCUCCAACCCCUCCCAUCUGAGAGAGCUGGACCUGAGCUACAAUCACCCAGGAGACUCUGGAGCUGCGCUGCUCUCUGCUGGACUGGAGGAUCCCCGCUGGAGACUGGACACUCUCAGUGUGGAGCACGGUGGAGUGUUGAGGCUGAAACCAGCUCUAAAGAAGUAUGCCUGUGACCUCACACUGGACCCCAACACGGCCCACAGACUCCUCUCUCUGUUUGAGGACAACAGGAAGGUGACGCGGGUUGGAGAGGACCAGUCGUAUCCGGAUCACCCAGAGAGAUUUGACUCCUAUCACCAGGUGUUGGGUAGAGAGGCUCUGACUGGCCGCUGUUACUGGGAGGUAGAGAGGGAAGGAGGGGUUGAUAUAGGAGUGACAUACAGAGGAAUCACAAGGAGAGGAGGGGGUGAUGACAGUGAGCUUGGAGAGAACAACAAGUCCUGGAGUCUUCAUUGUGAUGAUGAUGGUUACUCUGCCCAGUACAACGGAGGACCUCCUCCCGGCGGUCUGGGUAGGGAGGUGGCGGCGGACCCCAGGGGGGGGGUGGGAGGAGUCCAUAGUGGAGGCCUCAGCCUCUCUGUAUGGCAGAGGAGCUCCCCCGACACCACAGGCCCUCGAGACGAGGUCCUGAAGGACCACUUCGUUAAGGGCCUAAGGGAGGGCCCACUGAAGAUCGAGCUGGAGCGACAUGGCAGACGUAACCCUACGGUGACCUUUGGAGCUCUCUGCGUCGAGGCCGAGGCAGUGGAGAAGGAGACAACCAGGAGGGAAACGCUGGCUUGUAGGGCCUAUGUGGCCCCCACCACCACAGCCUCACACCAGGGACCCAUCCCUCCAUCGGAGUGGGACCGGCUGAAGGAAGCUCUCCACGCCGAGCUGAAACAGGAGAUACAAAGCCAGGUGUCCCUCCUGGGCAAGACCAUUGUAGAGGACAUACGCAGUCAGUUACAGCAGGAACCAGCCCUGGCCCCUCGAAGGCAGGUGACCGAAGAGGGUAGCCCCAGCGAGACCCUAGACAAGCCCUUCUUGGUAGGCCAAUGCCCCGAAGUAGAGCUGAUGAUCCAUGGGGUUAAAAUUCCCUGCGUUUUGGACACGGGUUCCCAAGUGACUCUGUUUAGCUACUCCUUAUUUCAGCGCUGCGUGGCUCCAGAACUGCUACAAGACCCGGAAAGGAUCCCCUGGCUAACCCUUAAAGCCGCCAACGGACUGCGGAUCCCCUACGUAGGAUAUGCAGUGUUAGACUUUGCCGUUGGAGGGAUCGAGGUCAAGAACAAAGGGAUAGUGAUUGUAGAGGACAGCUGUAUGGGCACAGAGUAUGGCCUUCUAGGGAUGAACGUGAUCAAAGACUGUUGGGAGAAGCUUUUCCUAAAUGGCCAUCCUGGGGAAAUGGCGUUCAAGUCCACCAUACCCAAAGCCUCGGUCAAGGCGUGGGACAAGGCAUUUGCCAUAUGCAAGAGGAUCCAGGCCCCAGACGAGCCCCUUCAAGUAAGGGCAAGGCUGACUCAGCAGAGCCCCAUCUCCAUCCCCCCACGCACGGAGAUGAUCGUCUGGACUGAUGUUUCCCCAGUAGCAGGCUCCCCUGAUCAUCUCGUUCUGGUGGAAAACCUCCCAGACGAUACCGGAGCAGAGGAGCGCGGUUGGCGAGUGGCCCGGACCUUGAGCUGGGCACGAGGAGGUAAAGUCCCAGUACGUAUCUGUAACCCCCAGCUGUUCCCUGUGUUUCUCCCCCACCGACAGGCAUUGGCAACCGUUACUUCAGUUGACCCCGGGGACGUCCAGGGGCGGAACCAUUUGGUACUACGAGACUCGACCCCAGGAGUGGUGGAGGUGGACGUGCGGCCCGUGUGCCAGGGCCCAGCAAGAGAGACACCACUGCAGGGAGAGGAGAGCACUGAACUUCUUCCAGGGCAGUCGGAACAGUUCUCAGCCUUGCUACGAAAGUGGCCAGGGGUGUUUUCUGCCCACGAGGAGGACUUUGGUUUUACCACGGCCGUGCACCAUCGUAUCCCUACCGGAACGGCACCCCCCAUCCGGGAAAGGAUUGAGGAGUCCCUGACGGGCCUCCACCAGGCGGAAUGGUACUCGACGCUGGACUUAGCCAGUGGGUACUGGCAGGUCGGGGUGGCACCCCCUGACCAGGAGAAAACUGCGUUUGUCACCCCACUGGGCCUGUAUGAGUUCUCCCGGAUGCCUUUUGGUUUGUGCAAUGCCCCCGCCACAUUCCAGCGACUGAUGCAACGUUGCCUAGGGGACAAGGUACACGACCACCUUCUGAUAUACCUGGACGACAUCAUCAUUUACUCCCCUGACUUUGAGACCCACCUGCGACACCUGGAACAGGUUUUCGAACGCCUCCAAAGCCAUGGCCUUAAGCUGCAGCCCAAGAAGUGCCAGUUUUUCCAGCGACAGGUCCUCUACCUGGGACAUGUUGUAAGUGGCCGAGGAGUGGCCACCGAUCCAGAGAAGACGAGAGCGGUCCAAGAUUGGCCUGUCCCCACCACUGUCAAACAGCUAUACACUGAUGCCAGUCUGGACGGCUUGGGUGCAGUACUAGCCCAGGUGCAGGAUGGCAAGGAACGAGUGAUAGCUUACGCGAGCCGCAGCCUGGUUCCGGCCGAACGCAACGACCAGAACUAUAGCUCCUUUAAAUUGGAGCUACUCGGUAUGAAAUGGGCUAUAACCGAAAAGUUUAAGGACUACCUUUGGGGUGCAACGUUUACCGUAUUCACUGACAACAACCCGUUAGUACACCUCGACACCGCCCGUCUUGGAGCGACCGAACAGAGAUGGGCCGCCCAACUGGCCAAUUUCUCUUACGACAUCAAGUAUCGGCCAGGUGCCUCUAACCAAAAUGCAGACUUGUUGUCCAGGCUCCCAGGGGCCCUGAGUGCAGUUGUCCAGGUGACAGAGGACAGAGCGGAGGCCACCCCUGCUGAACCCCCGACCCACCUGGGAGACCCAGAAGAGACGCCCUGGUUGGAGUGGCAACGCCAGGACCCCGACCUCCAACAGAUCUGCCUCUGGGUAGAAGUGGGCACUCUACCACCGGACCUGGACAAGCGUUCCCUCUCUCUCCAGAUGCGCCAACUACUGCGUGAGUGGGACCGACUGAAGAUGGACAGGGGUCUCCUGCUGAGUACCACCGGGCCGCGGGGCAUAGUGGAGUGGAGAAGGUCCUGUCCAUUCUAA
Gadus chalcogrammus (walleye pollock) is the source of this 5676-nucleotide messenger RNA. RefSeq lists its product as uncharacterized. The record is from RefSeq and is a predicted model, not a curated record. NCBI's taxonomy places the organism in Eukaryota, Metazoa, Chordata, Actinopteri, Gadiformes, Gadidae. Gene Ontology annotation, molecular function: protein binding. Bases 1 to 5676 code for a protein of 1891 amino acids. The transcript has 14 exons.